AUGGGUAUGCAAGGACCGCUCACAGCUCAAGCUCUGGGGCGCUCUCCGUAUGAUGAAGUUGUGAAUGGCGACGGGCCCGAGGAUCCUCGCCAAACCAACCAACAGUAUGACCAACGCGGCCGCCCUAUCAACCCGGAGACUAAGCGAAUGAACCGGGACAUCAUCAGAGCGCACAACGAGGUCAUGCUCGUCAUCGGGGUAGCUGAACCUGAGAAUCCCUUUGCUGGGCCAGAAGCCGAUUCACAGCGGCGGCACGAAUCCUACGAGGAAUCCACAGGACUUCGACUGGGGGACUCUGCUCGACAGAGCGUCGAGGCAGUAGGGAUAUUUGGUAUCCAUGGCCUUCGACAACGAAUAUUGAUUUAUAAAAGAUACUCUCAGAUACCAUUCUGGGGAUUAUUCAAGCAAUCACAGUCAAACGUCUCCGUCUGGGCCGGUGCGCCAUCGAGUUGGCUCGUUCAUUACACAGAGCAGAUAGUUGCGCCGCUAUGGAGUCACGACAGGAAUAUGCAGUUUCCUCUUCGCAUCGUACAAAAAGUAUGGCCGUACGUCAAGGUUCAUCUGGAGCUCUACGUCGCCCUACAACGCCUGGGAAUCAUCUCUAGCAGCAUGUGGUUUCCUCACCCGAGCUUCUUCAUACCUUUUACAGAAGCGUCACCAAUCCCUGCUCCGCCGCUACCGCUCGACUACACCGUGCCGUCCCUGUUUGCCUGGCUGGGCGGCGCGUUGGUUUCGUCAGCACCGUUCCUGGCAUGGGUCAUGACGCAACGAAUGAUUCGGGACUGGAGACCAGCAGUAUGGUCGCAGAUAUACAGGAGGCUCCCCAAUACCGUCUUUCAUCGCAAACGGCUCCCCCCUCCCCCCCCAAUUCCUCCGCCGCCUCCGCCGCCUCCGCCGCCCCCCACCCUCUCGACGACGUACCUUGAUCCAGCAGAGGCCGUUGAUCCCAACGAUGACGGUCGUACCUCGACGGGCAAUAAUGAGGCCACGGGUGUCGGACCAGCUGAGGGAGCAAUUGGCGCCGACCAGGCCAGCACAAGCCCUCCAACAGAGCACUCUCGCAGGCCCAGUGGUCUCUCUGCUCGGGGGGAUGACUAUCCGAGUGACGAUGAGGACCAUGAUGGAGUAAGCGCCACUCUGAUAAGUUUUGAUGUGGAAGCAUCCGAGUCCCAAGACGCCCCGAGCGGCCUCUGGUCAGCCGAGUUACGCCCAAGUGCUGGUCCCGACUCCCGCUCAGGUCAUGGCGGCAACCAGGAACCUGUGUACAUGGACACAUUGCUGACCCAUCUACCCGCCCUCAUCGCGUCACACUUGUUUGCAGACUCGUUGACCCGGAUAAUCAUGGCCCCGUACGAAGCCACUGCCCUUCGACUGGUUGCUCGGAUGUUCCGCGCCAGAGCUGGCUUGCCUAGCUCCGACAUAGUCGAUGCCAACUUCCUGAGUGGCCUUACUGCCACUUCGCUCAUUAACUUUUUUGGCACUGAACUCUUGCAUGUAACUCUUGCAAGUGAAUGUUGGGCGAUUUUCUCCUUCCUUUCGCAAUGGUUCCAUAUGACGGAGGAGGAGUGGAAAGCUGAGGAUGGCAAAGCGUGA
Ustilaginoidea virens is the source of this 1593-nucleotide messenger RNA. RefSeq lists its product as uncharacterized. The record is from RefSeq and is a predicted model, not a curated record. The transcript has 4 exons. The coding region runs from base 1 to 1593 and encodes 530 amino acids. NCBI's taxonomy places the organism in Eukaryota, Fungi, Ascomycota, Sordariomycetes, Hypocreales, Clavicipitaceae.